AUGGAGGGCUUCGAUACUAUGGCGAUGCCGCCAUAUUUGGCCAGUCCCUUGUCACUUGGGAAUUUGCAGAGUACCGACUAUCUCAAUGCCAUGUCUGGCCUGGAUCUACCGGAUCACCGGUCCAACUUCGAUUCCGAGACCUUUGUUAGUGAGGAUCUCGCUAACUUUGCGCCUCCUAAUUUGUCACAUCAACUGAGACGUUUCUCUUCCGCAUACGAUGACCCUUUCACCGAGAUGGUGGCGCCCUUUGACCCAGCGCCUCAGGAACAACCCCAGGACUCGUCGAUCGACCACAAUAACAAGCUGUUAAGCUUUUCGGUACCGAUAUAUCCCUUCACACUCCUGACCUAUUCCAUGCGCCAAAUCCAUUUAUCGGUGGCGGCACAGUUGCACGGGAUGUUCUUUCUCGCCGAGUCCCCCUACACAACAUCCCCUUCGGAAAAUGCCCCGCCACAACAAGGUGCCGAGUUGACGUGUUAUCGUCGCAAUCUGUUCCAAAUUACCGGUUCAGUAACUCUGCCCCGCGGGAUGCGCUAUAUCAUGACCGACCAAGGCGACCGAAUUCCCAUCCUCGCACAGGAACUCACCGUAUCAGCCACAGAAUCCGUGGAAGGAAACCCGGUGAAGAUUAUCUCGGUGCCAUGGAAGACCCCUUCGGCGGCUGCUGCUAAUUCUGGCACGGUACCCGAGGAGAAUAACCCUAGCACUGGCGCUAAGAUCGAGAAGGAGCCUCCCCCAAUUCCCUUGGACAUCAUGGCGGGUCAGGACAUGGAUUCAGACUACGCAACCUUCCCUAUCGCCUGGAAGCGUCUACAAUUCCGUGUCGCGACCGCCAACAACGGUCGCCGAAAGGAGCUACAACAACACUUCGUUGUUCGCCUCAAGGUGGUCGCGACUUUAUCCACUGGUGUGAAGAUCCCCAUCUCGGAGGUGCAGUCAGGCCCUGUCAUCGUUCGUGGUCGCAGCCCACGCAACUUCCAGUCACGCAAAGAUCUACCCCUUAGUGGGAGUGCUGCCGCGUCGCGCAAGAAUGCCCAGGCCAACUCCUCGAAUUCCGCUAUGAACCGCACACCGACAAGCGAUUCCGUCCCGCGUCGUGCCAGCGUGACUCCCGCCAAGACGAAGCCAGGCGCCCAGAGCAGCUCUCCUGAAACAACAUCCGUUCCCCCGCCGAGCAUUAUGCAGCAGACCAAAGCAACCCCGGAUUGGACCCCCAUCCCCCAGUCCGCAUCAAACAUUGUCAUGUCUCAUGCCCCCAAGUCCAUGUUCCGUCAUUCCAGCCCGGAGCAACUCUCUCAGGCCGACUCACAUCGCCGUAUCAGUUCCACAACAGCGGCCGCUGCACCGAUCAAUUUGUCGUUACUAGACGAGGAAGAAGGCAGUGACCCUAAUCUCCAUCUUGACCAGAAGAUGAUGCGCAAGCUCUCUCAUGCUGUCUCUCAAACCCCCUCGCGGAGCGUUGCUUCAUCCAUGCCGUUGCUAGAGACUGCCAACCUGCCCCAGUCAUUCGCAUCAUCGCUCCCCUUUCCGAACGAAAGCACUGAUCUUCUCUACGAAUACUUCCCCCUCGGCAUGGAUGACUGGCAAGCCCCUGUCGAUGCUGUCUACCGACCACAUGUAGUGCAUCAUACCAACAUGCCGGAGAUGAAAUUCGUGGCCUCUAGAGGCCGGAGCAAAAGGUACUUUGCCGCAGAAGACGUGUUCUAA
Molecule: messenger RNA, 1707 nt
Organism: Penicillium crustosum
Lineage: Eukaryota; Fungi; Ascomycota; Eurotiomycetes; Eurotiales; Aspergillaceae
Exons: 3
Coding region: 1-1707 (568 amino acids)
Biological process (GO): positive regulation of transcription by RNA polymerase II; meiotic cell cycle
Cellular component (GO): nuclear chromosome
Molecular function (GO): DNA-binding transcription factor activity; DNA binding
Source: RefSeq, a predicted model, not a curated record